Molecule: messenger RNA, 1205 nt
Organism: Serpula lacrymans var. lacrymans S7.9
Lineage: Eukaryota; Fungi; Basidiomycota; Agaricomycetes; Boletales; Serpulaceae
Exons: 14
Coding region: 253-1044 (263 amino acids)
Biological process (GO): RNA catabolic process
Cellular component (GO): extracellular region
Molecular function (GO): RNA binding; ribonuclease T2 activity
Source: RefSeq, a predicted model, not a curated record
GUGGCGGCACUGAACAUGUACCGUAACAACGAAGCACAAACACUGUCUUCUUAGCCUCUGAAGCGCAUGCUUUGCAUCAGGACGCAUAUGGACCAUUCAACGUUCGCCCUCGGUUGGCUGUAAAUGUGCUAUAGAUAACAGGGAUGUCGAUUCGGGCUAGAAUUCUUCAAGCUCCAGAAUGGAACCAAAGACUGGUAUAAAGGAGCAUCGCUGGGAAAAGCACUACUUUCUACACCAUCUCCUGUAGUCAGUAUGUUGUCCACCUUGGUGCUCUCCACACUUUUGGGCUCUGCUCUCGCAAACUCUGUCGACUUGAACCAGUUGUUCACCAGUGAUAUCAGCUCUAAUUGCUCUACCUCUGGUGCUGCAUCCUGUUACAACACCACUGCUGUGGACACCUGCUGCACCGAGUACCCUGGAGGCCUUUUGUUGCAGACCCAGUUCUGGGAUACGGACCCCUCCACUGGUCCCAGUGACAGUUGGACUAUUCACGGAUUGUGGCCUGAUAACUGCGACGGCACUUACGUAGAGAACUGUGACUCCUCCCGCGAUUACACCGAUAUCAGUUCGCUCCUUACCGAUCAAGGAGCCAGCUCCACCCUCUCUUACAUGCAAACACAUUGGGUCAACAUCAAUGGUGACAAUGAAGAGCUUUGGGAGCAUGAAUGGGCCACACACGGCACGUGUAUGAGCACCCUUGAAGUGGCUUGUCUUCCCAGUGGAAGUCCCAAGGGAGCUGAGGCAGUCGCUUUCUACGAGACGGUCGUGACCCUCUUCAAGACGCUCCCCACCUAUACCUGGCUCGAGCAACAAGGAAUUACUCCCUCCAACGACGCAACCUACUCUCUGGACGACCUGACCUCGGCCCUCCAGACUGCAUCUGGGUAUAUCCCCGCGCUCGGCUGCAGUGGUGACACUCUCGAUGAAAUUAGCUGGUACUUCAACUUGAAGGGAUCCAUCAUUGACGGCACUUUCGUACCAAUUGAUUCUCCCGAAUCAUCCACUUGCCCAAAAAGCGGUAUCAGCUACCCUCCCAAGUCCUAAAUCUGGUCCGGCAGCCCCACCAGUCCAUCUGUUAUGAAUGAUGUCGAAUGAAUGACGUCUGUAAAAGAUCGUGUCAAUGACAAUUUUGCUAGCAUGAACAGACUUUCUGUAGAUUUUCUGUACUGGAGAUGUUACUCAAAUGGAUAUUCUUCCUUGCUCUU